AUGUCGAGCCUCGGCUCUGCUGUACUGCAAGGCCAUGAGGGCCAGUUUCCUGACUAUAACAACGAGCAGAUCUUUCAGAGAAACCGACUCCCCGCUCGUGCUUACCACAUUCCCAAAGACUCCCUUCUUCUGAACGGCAGAUGGGACUUCCACUAUGCUCCAACGCCGUUACAUGCCCCAGAUCCAAAACAGAACGGCCAAUACACUCCCGCGACACCAGACUCUGCUCUACAAGGAUUUGGCAAACCGCACUACACCAAUGUCAUCUACCCGUUCCCUGUGAACCCGCCCCACGUUCCGACAGAAAAUCCAACCGGAUCUUACCGACGUCGGUUCACGGUGCCAGCUUCUUGGUCUACGGACGCCCAGCUGAGAUUGCGUUUCGAGGGAGUUGACAGCGCAUUCCAUGUGUUUGUCAAUUCCACUCCCGUGGGAUAUCACCAAGGCUCUCGCAAUUCCAGUGAAUUCGAUGUCACAGAUGUUGUGCGGAAGGACGGAGAGAACGAAGUCUUUGUGAAAGUCUAUCAAUGGUGUGAUGGCUCCUAUAUUGAGGAUCAGGAUCAGUGGUGGCUGUCAGGCAUAUUCCGCGAUGUCUACUUACUUGCGCUUCCAAAGACAGCGCGUAUCGAGGAUUUCUUCGUCAAGACAUUGCUGGAUGCCAAGUAUCAGGAUGCCACUCUGGAACUCACCCUGGAUGUCAAUCUUGGCUUGGACGUGGAUGUCGUUGUAUCUCUGAAAGACCGCAAGAAUGGCGACCAGCCGGUACAUCAUGAGAGUUUCUCGGCAAAAGCCCAGAGUGGACAGCUGAAGCAGUCCAUCUCUGUCUCGAACCCGAAGAAAUGGUCCGCAGAAACUCCGAAUCUGUACCAUUUGGAGAUUGAUCUGGUCGAUAGAAAGGAUCGGACCAUUCUCCAUUCCGUUCAAUCGCAAGUAGGCUUCAGGCAAGUGGAGAUCAAAGACGGACUCCUUCUGGUGAAUGGCAAACGCAUCCUCCUCCAAGGCGUGAAUCGCCAUGACCAUCACAACAAGUUCGGGCGCGCAGUGCCUCUGUCUUACAUUCGAGAAGAUCUCUUGUUGAUGAAGCGACACAAUAUCAAUGCCCUUCGCUGCUCUCACUACCCGCCUGAUCCAAAACUGCUCGAUCUCUGCGAUGAGCUUGGAUUAUGGGUCAUGGACGAAGCAGAUCUCGAAUGCCAUGGCUUCUAUGAUGCAGUUGCCCGACCUCUCGAAAUUCCGGAGGAAAUGGACUACGAAGAGCGCAAACUACUGGCAUUCCCACAAGCUGCCGCCUACACUUCGGACAAUCCCCGCUGGCAAGGACAAUACGUGGAUCGCAUCGAGUCCGUUGUACAGAGGGACAAAAAUCAUCCGUCGGUGAUUAUCUGGUCUCUUGGCAAUGAGGCCUUCUACGGUCAGAACCACAAAGCGAUGUACGAUGCGGCGAAGAGGAUCGACGACACUCGACCAGUACACUACGAAGGCGAUGCAAAGGCUUUGUCCGCGGACAUGUUCAGCUACAUGUACCCUUCAGUGGAAAGGCUGCUGAAGCUGGCGCGAACUGAAGAUGUCUCCGACGGCAAAUUUGACAAGCCAAUUGUUCUUUGUGAAUAUGCACAUGCAAUGGGCAAUGGGCCUGGAAAUCUGGAAGGCUACCAACAAGCUUUUCGAGAAGUGCCUCGUCUGCAAGGCGGCUUCAUCUGGGAGUGGGCCAAUCAUGGCCUGUGGAAAGAUGGGCCGGACGGCAAGAGUUUCUUCGCAUAUGGCGGUGACUUUGGUGACACCCCGAAUGAUGGCACUUUUGUCAUGGAUGGUCUCUGCAACAGCAAUCACACGCCGACGCCAGGACUGGUCGAGUACAAGAAGGUCAUCGAGCCCUUGAGAGCAACGGUGGAAGGCAAUGAGCUUGUGGUGAAGAACCUGUAUGACUUUGUCAGCCUGGAUCAUCUCACUGCAAUAUACAGAAUUGAAUCGAUACUCCUCUCAUCCGGCGCUUUCGACAUCACAGGCAUCGGAGCUGGUCAGACGAAACGUCUCUCGCUUCCUUCGUCCCUCAACGAUUCCACAUUACCGGACGAGACCUGGCUAAGCGUGAGCUUCCGACUAGGUCAAGCAACGAACUGGGCAGACGCUGGUCAUGAAGUCGCUUGGUGUCAAGGUCGUCUGACUGCAAAUCGCGACCAGGCGGUGGAAUCGCAUAAGCUUGGUCCUUUGCGCGUCCGUACAUCUCCAACAUCGUGGACUGUCGGCGACGGAGGAUUCGAAAUCGUUUUCGAUCGAGUCCGAGGCGUACUCAAAUCGUGGACUUCAAACAGCAAGUCGCUCCUGAUCGAGGAUCCUCUUACCCAUGCUGCUCUGAUACCUUCAUUCUGGCGAGCUCCGACGGACAACGAUCGGCCUAGCGACGACCCUUACUGGAAGAGAUACGGCCUUAAUGAUAUGACUUCUCAGCUUCGCUCGGCCAGCAUUAGUCGGCAAUCCGAAAGCACAGUCACCAUCUCAAGCACAACAUAUCUCGCACCGCCAAUCUUGGACUGGGGCAUUGAAGCGGAUAUCAGCUACACAAUUAGGUCUAACGAGACCGUCUCGAUCAAAGCCAGGUUGAAUCCAGUUGGCAGCAUCCCAACCACGGUCUCUCGCAUUGGGCUCGAUCUUCGCCUGAACAAAGACCUGGUCGCUGCAAAGUAUCACGGUCUUGGGCCAGGAGAAUCAUACCCAGACAAGAUGAUGGCUCAGAGAGUGGGCAUCUACGAGAGUCCCGUCGCGCAGCUCUCUUACAACUACGACGUGCCACAAGAGAACGGCAACCGGAUGGGAGCACGCUGGGUGAAGCUUGUAGACGAGACUGGCUUCGGUCUACAGUCGAGAAGAGUAGAUGUUGACCAGCCGUUUUCCUGGACCGCUAGCUAUCAUCGUCCGGAAAUGCUUGAUGCAGCGAAGCAUCCGUGUGAUCUAGUGGAGGAAGACGCUCUCCUGUUGAGACUUGACGUGGCCACUGCUGGCGUUGGAUCAGCUGCUUGCGGACCUGGCAUUGGCGAGGAUGUGCAGGUGAAAUGUCAAGCGACAUCGUUUGCGUUUGAGCUGCGACGGAUAUAG
Molecule: messenger RNA, 3093 nt
Organism: Zymoseptoria tritici IPO323
Lineage: Eukaryota; Fungi; Ascomycota; Dothideomycetes; Mycosphaerellales; Mycosphaerellaceae
Gene: MgLAC4
Product: putative beta-galactosidase
Exons: 4
Coding region: 1-3093 (1030 amino acids)
Biological process (GO): lactose catabolic process
Cellular component (GO): beta-galactosidase complex
Molecular function (GO): carbohydrate binding; beta-galactosidase activity
Source: RefSeq, a predicted model, not a curated record